Molecule: messenger RNA, 1846 nt
Organism: Paraglomus brasilianum
Lineage: Eukaryota; Fungi; Glomeromycota; Glomeromycetes; Paraglomerales; Paraglomeraceae
Source: the annotation of a GenBank genome assembly
AUGACAAAAUCGAUAAAAAAUUUCAUUAUCAACAGAUUUCCUUCACGACGUUCUGAGCUCACUGUUAUCAGAAGGUCGAGAAUAUCAUUUUUAUGGCUUUGCUACAUAGGCGUAUUAAUCUAUUUUUGCUGGAAAGCAUAUAAGCUGAGUCAAGAUGAGAGAACUUUUACCUAUAAAAAAGACAAUAGUACCAUUCCUGCCCCAACGACUGGCGAUUGUAAUAAGUAUGUCAACACCUAUCAAAAUGUCAAUGGUGGUUACUCGAAAACCUUCAAGGCAUCUGACUUGGGGUUUCAUGACCCUCACGGUAAUGCAAACGGGCCCACCUUACUAAGCAUUAUCUUGGCGGUUGAUAAAACGGAUAUAACUGAUCCAGCGUUUACUGGCGGCGAUGCUUAUCUGCAAGCGUGGUUUACUGAUGGAGAGGCGUUGGCUGAUUUGACAUUAGCGUCCCAAAGUCCAGGCUUAAAAGGAGUUAAUAAUUACAUGUCUACGGCAUGGGUUGGUAACAAUUACUACCUCGCUAACAACCAGUCGUACUCGUUUUUUUUUGAACGCAAAAUACCCGAACCCCUCAAUCGAAAUGUUGUAAACGUACUGUCUGGAAAAAACGGCGAUCAUAAACCUAUACCAUUGAUAAGCAGCGUAUUCGUAUCGUACCCCAACUCCGCUGUCGGAAGUUAUGCGACUGUAUUUAUAAGACCUAAUUCUUAUGUAGUCAUAACGGAAAUCGAAAACUCCGAUUUGACGGUAAGUGAUAUCCUCAGCGCUGUGGGUGGUAUUUACACUGCUGUAAUGGGAGUCUAUAUGUUCUUAUACGGCUCUGAUGAAAUGAGUCCAUGGGGUUUGAUUCAAAAUCUGCCGUGCAUCCGCCGCAAAGUUAGGUCUACGCUCUACGAUCGUCUAAGUCAUUACAGGGAAUUUGAGAGAAACCAGCAAGACGAUAGCGACAAUCCAAAUAUUCCGUUCGUGGGCCCUGUAUUAUCAAAAAAUCUUUCGAGCGACGAGAAAUUUGUAGCGGUUGAACAAAGACUGCUUUCACUGGAGUUCUUUUUAAGGGAAUACGUUGUAAACGUAGACAACGUCGUAAAAAAUAAAACUCGCAGAGGAGCGCCUUUAACAGUCCAAACCACAUACAGGGAUUCUAUUGACCCUACAAACCCUACUGACGUCCAGCAAUUAGAACAAGCGCGUCAGGAAUACGAACAAGAACAAGAAUUCGAACGUCAAGCCGCAGCACGUGAAUUACCAGGAACUGAGAACCUAUUCGAUUCUGAAAACGAAUCCGAGAACGAAAACGAAGCGUUAGAUAAAGGCAAGCAAAAGGAGUUAGACAAGGGAUUACUUACUCCUGAGAACGAAAACGUACAAUGCCUCGACUUAGUACUACCGCCACUGCCACAAAAUCAAGAAGUACCACAAGAGCAGCCGCAAAUCUUAGUCUACUUAUUAUCUCAAACCUUAGACGCGGCAGCGACUUCGUAUUUCGAAGAGACUCCUUACACGGCUUGGUCAUUCACGGGCUUUUUAACCGCAGCCAAGGGUUUCUGGUCGACCUCUACUCUAAGCGACGACUUAGUGUCAACAUUGAAGAAACGCUAUACGUUGUAUCUCAAAGACAUAUCCGGAAACAAAAAGGAAGUCAAAGAGAAGCGAUGCAUGGCGGAUUUCCUCCUAAAACAGGGUGGUGACGUCCCGCGCAUGCCUUCUGCUGCCACACAGCCAGGGAGGGUGACGUUCCUUCCCGUGAAAACGGGUCCCGUCAUUAAAGAAAUUUUGGAAUCGAUCCUUCUCGACGAGAAACUUGCUUUAAAAGAGGUUUCCUCAAAGCGCAAGAGCGAAAUCG